UCGCGACGCUCAGUCUACCGGCGUCGUCCGUGCAACAUGAACGCUUCGAGCUGUUACUUUGCCGGUUAAAAUCGCGUGGAACCUCGAUCUCUCACGGUCUCGCUGUCGACGCGCGUCCUUACGAAAUACAGCUGAAUAUUUUGUGCGUUAUUUUGUGAAUAUUUUGUGAAAUGCGGUUGUGAAACGUGCCGAGAACACGAGUUGAUUCGUUCCGAUACGACGAAGAAUCGUGUAUUUUCAGUUUGCGGUUCGUUGUGGCGUUUUGACACACUCUCAAAAUGAUCUGCCCCUUCACUGGUAAUUUGAGGCGUGAAUUUUUGAUGAACAAUUGUGCUCGAGAUACACGCUAUUUUUAUACGUAUACGAAGAUUUAAUAAACGUCGAAUUUCACUUUUCCCUAUAUCGAGCAAAGUAAUUAUGAUCACCUAAAAAUCCAGAGUCUUGAAAAUAUUUUUAGAAAGCCCAACAUUUUCCUGUUCUUUGGCACGUUACUCAGAAUAAUUGCGGACGAUUUUUAAGAAUGAAUCAACUUGGCUUUCCUGGCUCGUGCUAGGCAUCGUCGUCUAUAAAAGUACAACAACUUUAUCGAAUCUUCUUAGAAAGAUUUAAUCGAACAAUUUCUAUCGGUAAAAUGGGAUUAUCGAAAAUGUUUCAGCGCGGAAUCCUGCGAUUAAAAUGAAUAUAUGAUCUCUGUUGUGGUUGGAGUUUUCUAGUGUUAAACUCGAUAUAUCUAAAUUGCCAGUACAACGAGAUUUGUAAAAUUUGUGCUUUUAAAAACUGGGACAAUGGUUUUUUAAUUAUCGUAUUUUGAUUCGUCGUAAUUCGAAGAUGGAAUUUUGUCACAAGUGGAAGAAAACCCCCUCUUUCGAGGGGAGAAUUUUUCACGAAGAAACCAAGUUAUCGAAGUAACGAAGAUUUUAUGAAAAGUGGACGAAGCGUUUACUCAAAGAGAUACCGCGGAGUCUUAAAACAACAUCCCAAAGACCAGAAAACAGAGAGACCAGACAGAGGCAUCAGCUGGAACAAUCUCUAUCCACGAACUUGCCCGAUCAGAUCAGCGAACCUAAAAUCUCCGUAAGCAUCCGUGAAAGCUGACGGAUAGUCUGACUUCGGCUUUUCACUCGAGAGCACGAUGCACGUCGAUACUCGGGUCCGUCGAUACCUCUUCUGCCAACUGUCUUCCACCUUGGAAAACUCGAAGGCCGUGCUCGUGUUCGAACACUUGAAACAGACUGUACCUGAACGAACGGUUUCCAGGCGUGUAGCAUGCUUAUAGGCAGCGAACGCUGGAAUGGAAGUCGGUGAGCCAGCGGACGAGGACGUGGACCGAUCGAUAGGCAGGCUCAGCACGACUUGCGGCAUCGGCCGCCUUUCAGAAUCGCUCAACACGAGCGUUCGCGACACGUUCGAAGCGACCACUGCUUCUGCAGACACUUACCAGCUAUCAAACGUCAUCUGGACGGCGAUCAAGGGCGUAGCGAUUGUCAGCAUUAUCAUCACCGCUCUGGUAGGGAACGCGCUGGUGAUCGCCAGCGUUAGAAGGCAUCGGAAGCUCCGAGUGCCAACCAAUCGAUACGUGGUCAGCCUAGCAGCGGCCGAUUUCCUCGUCGCAGUCUGCGCCAUGUCUUUCAACGCAUCUGUCGAGCUGACUGGUCGAUGGAUGUUCGGAAGGAUCAUGUGCGAUGUGUGGAGCUCGUUGGACGUUUAUUUCUCCACUGCCUCUAUACUUCAUCUAUGUUGCAUCAGCGUGGAUAGAUAUUAUGCUAUAGUCAGGCCGCUCGAGUAUCCUGCCAUCAUGAGGAGGCUCACAGUGACUUGUAUGCUGGGCAGUGCCUGGCUGCUGCCUGCUUUGAUCAGUUUCAUCCCUAUAUUUAUGGGAUGGUACACUACCGAAGAACAUUUGGAAGAAUUGAGGAAGAAUCCUCAGGUGUGCAAGUUCGAGGUGAAUCGACCGUACGCGGUGAUUAGUUCCUCGGUUUCCUUCUGGAUCCCCGGUCUCGUGAUGAUCGUGAUGUACUGCAAGAUCUACAAGGAGGCUGUUCGCCAAAGGGAGGCGCUCAGCCGUGCCUCGAGCAAUACCGUUCUAAACAGCGUUCACUUGCAUCGGGCAUCCACCUCGAGACAUCAUUCCAGGGCGUCCCAUCAGUUGUUGCUGCAUCCGAGCGACGCCAGUGACUUUGGCAGACCUGUGUCUUACAGAACCGCCGCGGAAUUGAACGUGGAAAACGGUACUUCGAUACGACAGCAAACGAAGAGCUGGAGAGCCGAGCAUAAAGCUGCGAGGACGCUUGGAAUAAUAAUGGGAGCGUUCCUCCUUUGCUGGCUGCCAUUUUUCCUUUGGUAUCUAACGACGACCCUAUGCGGCGAGGCCUGCUACUGUCCAGACACGGUGGUAUCCGUCCUCUUCUGGAUAGGUUACUUCAACAGCGCACUGAACCCGCUUAUUUAUGCGUACUUCAACCGUGACUUCCGCGAGGCCUUCAAGGACACGCUGAUGAGCGCCCUGCCGUGUUGUGCGAGCUGCUGGAAAACCCCGUCAGAGUUCGUCUAGCGAAAGAAACCCCCGUGAACAGUCGCGUCGAGCAAGCUGUGUUUUGCGAUCCACAAAUGAAAUCGGUAUCGAUUCAUUCGUCGAGCGAUCGUCCAAUUUGCUGUGAAUAGGAAACGUCACAAUAAUGGACCUCGUUGUCUGUCGUUAAUAUAACCAAUCCAAUCUACUGACUUGAUUAAUUCGAGAGUGAUCGAAGGAAUAACGAAAGACGACGGUACUACGAUAAAGAAUAAUAUAUAUAUAUAUAUAUAUAAUAUUACUUGAAAUUCAUAAAGAUAUCGCUUUUGGAAUAUGAAGUGAAAAAACUAUCUGACUGGAAACUUUUGUACAUCUAUUAAAAGAAAGAGAGAAAAAAAAUAAAAAAUAAAAAGAAUAGUUAAGAAAUGAUUCGAUAAAUAAUUCGAUGAAUCAUAUUGUGUAGAUUAUUUUGUAGAAUUAUUAAAGAAAAUGAGAAAACGAUCAAUGGAUGAUUUUGCGAUGCAAUUUAUAAAAUAUAAUAAAUAAUUCAUAAAAUAUAAAGCUUAAACGCUAAUUAAAAAAUACGUCUAUUAUGAGGAAUACUCCUCCGAAUAUCAUCAACAAGAAGCAAUAGUUUGCACAACAGUUGUCUUAAUAAAUAAAUAUGUUACUUAAAACUAUCUUUCUUUUAUUGUUAGUAGACUGAAAGGAUAGUAACUUCGGAGUAUGACGAAAAAUGAAAUUCUGAUAGUUUCUCUUACGAAUUCCUGCACGUGUACAAUGGCUAAUAAAAGAUGAAGAAGAACAUCAAUUUAGAUUAUUUUUAGUUUAUUAAAUCAUCAUAUGAGUUUAAUUAGAAGAAGAAACAAAAUUUAAAGAAAAAGAAAUGUCAGUCUAAAUGAUUUCCCAUUGUGUGUAUAAUUUCUUGUUUUCUGUGAUUUUUUGCCGCGAAAGAAUACAUUUAAUUAAAAGAAAAAAGAAAACAACGAAAAGAAUGUUUCCCUUUCGCGAAAAACAAGAUAUUAACCAAAAGUUCAUUACCGGCGAAAUUAAUGAUCGAUUGAUUUAUUUCUUUAAUUGGUUCGUCGCGACAGAGAACCUGAUUCAUAUCUUAAUUAAAGGCAAGCGGUCUCCUGCAAAAAUAAAAGUUUUGAUUAGUACCCCCGUUUCCUUCAUUCGUUUGAUUUAUCAUUUGCAAAUUUGAGUAAAUAGAAUUCGUAAGAUAAAUUCGUGUUUAAUAAAUAGGAAUAAAUAAAACGAAUAAAUGGGAGACCGUGUUUUUAGUUUUCUAUCAAUUACCUAUAUAAAUGUAAAUAUAUGUUAAGAAAAUGAUCUGUUUUUUGUUAUCUUUUCAAAAUCCGUUAGUUUUAUCUUACAUGUUUGUUUCAUUCUGUUAGAAAGCGUAUUUCAAGAAGAACGAAGCUACGAACUUGAUACAUUCGCAAUGGUCACAAAGUACAAAAGUUCCAGUGAUUUCAAGCAGGUGGAUGAAAGUGGAUUGUUGCUUCUAUGAAAUCGAUAAAUUUACAAAUUGGAUAGUUUACUUAACUUAACUUUAUGAACAAAACAUUUUUCUUAUUUCUAUUUCAUUAAAGGAAGGCCAUGUAAUAAAAUCUGUUAACUUGUUGGGACAUAUAAUAGCCAUCGAUGGAACAAUGCGAACGUCCGUGUGAUAAAACCAGCUCAUAUUUAUCGAGCCUAAGCGAGAUUCGUGGCACGCGUUGUCUUUGCCGAUAAAAUCGAUCACGCUCGAACGGCCGUCACGCUUGGACGAUUUAUCAGCACGUUAAUUAAUCGUCGUCAGAAAUCUGCGGCCGAGUCACGCGAAUUUUGUCAAAUUCUAAAACAUUCAACGCGGAGAACGAAUUUCACGCCAUUUUAGACUGAUCUUCAGGCAACUCUAAUCACGAAUCAAGCUCAUUCUAGAAACUUCUUGCCCGUGGAUCGCUGUUAGUGGACCGUUGCGGUCACUUUCCUCGAAUCGUUAAACUUUGCGCGUCUAAUAUCGCGUAGAAAUUGCGAAUUGCCGAACCCACAAGAUGGAGUUGAGAUUAAAUCUAUUUGAACGGUUUGAUUUCGAUUUUAACACUUCGGCUUAGUAAACGAUUCAAUGUGAUAUGGAUGCGUAAUUGUAAAUGACGUACAUGUUUUACAUGUUAUGUACAUGCUGCAUCAACCGUUAAUGGAAGAUGGUCCUAUUUUUCUAAUUUAAACUCGUAUUAUUUUAAUAUUUUCCCUUGCUUUCAGUCCCGGAAUAAUAAAUGUGUAAUACGUAUCUCGCGCUCUUCUUAUUCUUUUCAUUUUCUUAUGCAUUUUAGCUAUUUCUGAGAGGUGUAGGCUUUUUUUGUUUAUCAUUCGUAUUUAUUUUAACGAAGUGAAAAAACCAAGGCAGUGUUGCGACGACUUUUUUAUUGGAACUGUAUACAAUUAGAGGAUUAUUCAAAUUUGGCAAAAAGUCUAGUAUACAAGAUAGAAAUAAUAAAUGCAGUCGGUUCACUUACUAGAUAACCCUAGUUUAUUUAUUAUAUAGAAACAAUGGAAAUAAUGGUCGCGGAUGAGUUAGUUAUUACGUUAAGAAUGAUAAAUGCGCAGUUACAUUUACAAGACGAGACAAGAUAUUUGCAUAUUUUUCCACAAUUUUGCGAAAGCGGCGUAUAUGUAUAGGGAAAUUGAUUGAGAGUUCCGAGUAAUUACUUUCUAGUAAGGGAAUUGACAGCCGUUAGCAUCAGAAGAUAAUAGAUUUCCGGAACUUUUUAAUUUAGUAUUUGUAAGAGAGGAUCUGGUUGAUUGAUGAAGUUUCACUUCCCAGGAUAAAUGAACGAGGAUUGAACAUCCUUAAAAAUGCAAUGGAAUUACGAAACUUUUCUUCGUCUAUAAACAUACCUCUUACCGAUACUAUCGCAUCUCGUUUUCUGUUCCAUACUUUCUGACUGCCAAAAGAAAACUUUACGUUUUAAAGCGUGAAAUGUUCAGCAAAAUUUUCAUGGCCCCCAAUGCUGAGUAAAGAAAUUAUCUAAACAAAAGAAAAAAGAGUACAAGAAUUGAACAGACGGUGAAAUAGAAAUUAAGAAAACUUGUCAAAGAAUAUUAAAAAUUCCGUGCUAUUGUUCGAAAAAGAAUAUUAGAAUAUUAGUUUAGUUUCGUUUGAAAUAAUAAUUCACAAGUAUCUUGUUUGAUUUGAUUUUUUGAUUUCACCAUUUUCUACUAUCUUCCAAACAAUCAACCUACUCUGCCUUAAAAUUCUCUUGCAAUUAAUUUUCUUCCGCGAUAAGUGCGAGGUCGAUAUACCCAUCGAGCAGCAGUUGCCGAUGUCGGGUUGCCUUUGGACGGGCGUCGCGGCGGUCACUUAACACCGGCUUCGGACGAGCUGUUUGUGUCAAAUUGCCGCAGCGACGACUGCUUGGAAGAACGUAUCUAUCUUUCUUCCGUUAGGCGGAACAACUUUGUAUCUCUGUUCUUCCAACGCCGCCGCCGUUGCUGUCGCAAUUUGUCGCAAAUCGUUCGUCUGAAAAACCGAUCUUUUCGGCCUCGUGUAGACUCGGAACGACUUUUGUCCGAGCGAUAUCGCUGUGAUCAUGUCUCCCUUUCUUUCACGCAGUUAAGAACAACGAAGGCGGACAUAUUGUCGGAGCGAUAUCGCGGUCGAUCGCCUACACCGGCCCUUAGAUCUCCAUGCUCGAUCUCCUAUCGCUGUAACGCUUGUUUCUACUUUGUUUCUACAAUCCCUGUUAACAUUUCUACCGUAUUCGUGUCCGGGAAACGGAUCGACAAUUAAACUCCGUGCGUUAUUCUCGCGAUACAGACCUUCUUUUAUACUGUGACUUUCUUUUUAACUCAUUCUUUCCAGAUGGUCAACUCCAUACAUGUAUCGACAUCGUCAUUUUUUAAUAUUUCCGUUUAAAUUAACGAUUUCAACAUUAAAUAGUACAUUUCGUCAUUGGAGUUGUUAAAUAUCUGCGAAGAUGAGGCUAAAAGCCGAAUUCCGUCUCUUGGGUUCGAUGACACUCGACAAAGUCGAUUCGAAGGAUUUGGCGUGCAACCGGAAGCUCGUAAACGAAUUGGCUGGUCAGUCGAACGAAAGAUUGAGACUCGACGCGAGCAUUAAUAACAACCGGAAACGGGGGGAAGAACGACAAGUGAAUUCUUCUAUGUCUUUCGUCGGCACGCAACGAAAUUGCAAAUUUCGACAGAGGUUCACGUGCCGGAAACACGUCGCCCUGUAAACGUUUUGAGACUUUAUAGAUGGGGCUCGUUAAAUCGGUAUCUUCUUGCGCGCUUUUCGUUCGCCAGUCGUAUUUUAUGACAUCUGCUUGCUGGAAUGGCACAUUCUACGAAUCUUUGUUUUAUUUUUAGACACGACUACAGUACAGCUACCUUUUACAUCAAAGGCAAACGUAUUAUGUGAAAAUGUUUCCAAUGUUUAACAAUAAUUUUACGUCGUUCGAGUUUUUACUGAAUUUUUUGUCCCUCUCCUAGUUCAUCGAAGCGAAAAGAUUUAAAACAUGUUCCGAAAUAUCUUUUCUGUAAUUUCCCUGAAGCGGGACUUGAGCCAGGAUGGAGAUAUUUCUCGGAUACUUAAUAACAUGAGAAACAAAGCGACAUUCUCAUCGAUACUGUUAAAAAAUAACAUUCUGAAGAAAAAUCGGCGACUCGUUUUGCUUCCAAUAUGAGAUAAUUAUUAGAUUUAUAAUACAUCACGUACAUUGUAAUAGAAUCAUCGUUGUGUUUCGAAACUUUCUUCUUCCAAAAUGCAGUUCUUAAGAAAUGAUAAAGCAACUUGUAUGAUAUAAUUAUAAUACUUUCUCCAAUAAUUUAGAAGUUACGUAGAAAUUCUAUAAGUGCAAUAAAUAUAUAUUAGGUUCUUCAAUCUUGUUGAAAAUAUAUUUCAACGAUCAGAUUAUGUUUAAAAAAUCAUGCUGUUUGUAUAUACAAAUGUGUGUAUGUAUGUAUGUAUGUAUGUAUGUAUGUAUGUAUGUAUGUAUGUAUGUAUGUUCAUUGAAUAAAUGACUGGCUUGGAAUUAGCUCGCAAGAUGUUUGAAAUCGCGUUUAAUUUGUAAAUAAGUUGUCAAACGUAAACGAAACGUAGGUUAAAAACAAACAGUGCUACCUAGCUGUAAUUAGAGAAGAACAAAUGCCGUAUUACCUGUAACGCGAUACUUAUUAAAAAUGGGAUUGUUGCGAGGAAAGAGCGUUGAGCUACGUUUAAUAAAAACUGAUAAUAGACAAGGUGAACGUUCAUCCGUCGAAUCUGAUGUAUGUACAUAGUUUUUAAUCAGUAUAACGUAGACCACGCCAAGUCUACGUCGUAGAACAAAUUGUACAGGCAGAAUUUAUUAAUACCGGAUCCUGAUAUAGCUUAUAAAUCCAUUAAAAUUGACAUGCUAUUAUAUUAAGAUUAUUGUUAUUAUUAAAUUAUACUCGUUUAUACACGUAUAGAAUUUACGUUUCUCCUUAGAAAGUUAUCGCUUGAAGGAAUGCCAAAAUUGACCGUUAGUUGAUAUGGUUAUAAGAAGAGAUGCUGCUAAAUUCCUUCAUCUAUUUUCCAUCUUCGUAUUAGAUGAUUCAAAAAUCAAUCCUACAUCUUUUAUUUUAAAGAUUACAAAAUUCGUUCCCAUCAUAAAUGGAAAUUUAUGCAUCUAAAAUACACUUCUGUUCGCUUACUUUAAACAUAAUGUUUAUUAAGAUAGUCCUACAAUAAAAUCAUGCAAACAUUGUUAUAAUUCCCUGGAUUGCAAACGAUUAAUAAAUGUAAACCUUGUUUUGUAAGCGUAAUGCCCAUAUUUUCUCUUAUUAUAAAUAGUUACACAUGUAUGUAUACUUACGGGCAAUGUACAUCGGACUAAAGUUCCCAAAUUCAAUUAACCGUAAGAUUUUCGCAAUUUCUUCGCAAUUUUUUUCCUUGAUGACAAGCCUUUCAUUAAGAGUUUGUAUUCACAUCUAUUUGAUGCUCCUUCAAGAUCCGGUAGUAAAGAAGCUCGGCUUAUACAAGCUUACGAAAUCUUCUGAAGCGAUAAAAAGAGUAGAAAAGAAACGUACGUAUUGCAAGCAAAAACAAAGAAACUACAAAUGCACAAUGGAGGGUUGAAUUUUACUGAACAUUCUCUCCAUCUAUCUACGAUAUGCGGGGCCAAGUUUCCGCUUGGUUCCACGCACCACGUCACGCCAUUUUAUUCCCGCGGAAAGUAGCGAGUCGAGCUUUUCUUCUAGGACAAGGAAACGGAAAAGAAAAGAAGUAAAAAAGGAAGAAAACCGGAAGAAAACAUCGCGAACGCUUCAUUUUUCAUUCGUAUGGCCUAUUGUACGCGUCUAGACUGUAUAAAUGUACUAUAGCAAUAAUUAAUCGAGCACUGUACAUACAUUGACGAAGAACAAUUUUUCUCGUGGAUGCAAGAAUGCGUGUCGUAAGCGUGCGUGACGUGUAAUCGUCGUUUUUGUAAGUUGGUAAGUCGCGAAUGAUCACGGCCAUAACGUGCCGUGCGCAGCAUUAACGUGUAUUUUACGUGUUGCUUAUGUGUACACAAUUCACUCCCCUUUAAUCCAUAUGCUCAGCGACCCCCAAGUGCGAUUCGUUAGUUAUGAUUGUUACUAUUAUUGUUAUUGUUGUUGUUGUUAUUAUUAUUAUUAUUAUUACUAUUACUAUUACUACUGUUAUUAUUAUUAUUAUUAUUAUUAUUAUUAUUACUACUACUACUAUUAUUAUUAUUAUUAUUAUUAUUAUUAUUAUUAUUAUUAUUAUUGUUAUUGUCAUUGUUAUUAUUGUUAUUAUUAUCACUAUUAUCAUUAUUACUACUGCUAUGGUAUGAUUUGCAUCGUUCAGCAGCCGAGCAGAUCGAGUAGGUUCCCGAUGGAUUAACUCGCGAAAAUAAUACAAGUAAUUUUUUAACGGCACAGACACAGCCGAGAGAGGGUAAUCGGACCGUUUUUCCAAUGUCAGUGACAGCUGUCCGAAUGAGUUUAGCAAACUAUGGCCAAUUUUGCUCCCGUGAAACUAGUGCAUGCGUGAUUAAUCGAUAGUAGGUAGUAGUUCGUAGUUUCGAUGAACGAUACGAUGCAGGGCCGUAAUUUGAGAAAUAUCGUAACACGCUUUCUUAUACGUAACUCUCGGAUUUCUAAUUUUGUUCUCUUGUUUUCACGCAUUUGUUUUAUUUGUUUGGUGGAGAGGGGACGGCGCAAACGAUUGCGAGUGCGUAUGUAUAACGUCGAUGUAAGAAAGUUUAUUUAAUCGUUAAUAUGAUUUACAAUAUCUAUUGCAUUAUCUUCUUUACUGUGUUUGAUAGGGAUAAUUUAUUAUUUUGGGAAAAUUAAUCUGUCAUAUAAUAACCUUCGUUAUUAUGUUUCACAGAAAGUUUAUUAUCUUAGAAAUCGAAUAUUUGGGAAUCCUAAACGAUGCGGUUUUGUCUGUUCUACUAUUUUAAAUUCUAACCAUGUGUUGAAGCUAAAAAGAAAUAAAAAAAAAAAAAAAAAAAAAAAAAAAAAAAAAAAAAAAAAAAAAAAAAAACCAAAAAAGACACUAUUUUGAGUUUCUAGAUAUUAAACUUGUCAAAAUUGUGUAUCAUUUUAAUUUGUCAGUAACAUAUAUCUACAUGUAGCGUACAAUAACAUAUUUAGAUUACUAUAUAGAGAAAUGUAAUCACAAAUAAUAAUACGCAAAAGAGUUCAAUCAUAUUUCCUUCCUUUUGUUUCACAAACAUAUCUACGCGUCUAAAGAGGGAUAAAAGUCGUCGGCUUUGUUCGCUCGAACACUGUCACUGACCCACGUAUACGUCACCGGCAGUCUCCUCGAUUCGCUCGAAUUUCCGAUUAAUUCUAUUCGUUACAUUCGAAUUGUCCGACGAUAAUGACAAUCGCCUAAAACGUUGCGUCUGUCGAUUCGACGUCGAUAUGCCGACAGAGAACCGUGAUAUCGGAAAGGGAAUUAUAUUUCGAGCAAUUAGGCAGCGCUGAUGGUAUUGUUACACGUGACAAUGCAAACUGCUGUGCUAGAUUUUUCGAUAGCAUCCGGACGGACAUUUUGACAAAUACCUAUAAUUUUGACUUCUUAUCGAUUCUGCUACAUCAAUAUCGUCUUUCACAAUUGAACUAAUAUUAUUUAUGAAAUUUUAUAGGUUAUCAUUUACAAGUUAUUGAUAUUAAUUUAAUAAAAUACAUUUAAUAAAAUACUCGCUCGUCGAUAAAGGGUAGAGGAAGCGCGGAAACGUAUGAACGCCUAAGUAAAGUGAUAAAAAGUGAUUUAUAAGAUAUUAUAAUUUAGUUAAAAGAAAGUGAGAUAAAUAACAUCAAACAGGAAAUUUAUUACUUUGAAAAAGAACUUUAAUCGAUCGAGAGAUUAUAUUAUAGAAAAUCGCUUUAUCUUUUUAUGCAGGCCAUAGUAAUCUUUAAGCGAUAUUAAAUUUCCGAUGGAAACCGUAAUUUAUGAAAUUAUAAACUGAAUUUGCAAGAUUACAAAAAUUUUCACGGAGAGAAUUUUAUUUUCCAAUACAGAUCCAACUUCAUCAUCCGAAGUAGAAUUCUUAACAAAUCCGCUUUUAGAGAUUUCCAGAAUUUCAAAGCUGCUAUAAAUUUACACUUCCUACAAAUAUAUACUUUGCGGUACAGUUCUUAGCUUCAAAGAAGCCAUUCCCGUCAGUCUCUGCUUUUCAUCUUGCUACGAAUUAGUAGCUACACCUGUCAAUCUUAAAUACACUUCUCUUUGCAUUCUACCUGAAAAUUUUCAAAGAACGUAUUAUCCUAAUCAAAUUUGAUUAAAUUGCUACUAAAUACGAUUUUUAGGCAAUAAUUUACUGUACUUAUUACACGAUAAAUAUAAUUACAAGUAACUUGUAAAUAAAUUUUUCAAAAUAUUAAAUCUAAUGUUUGUUUAACAAUCUCUAUUUUUCUUUCUUUUUUUUUUUUUUUUUUAGCAUAAAUAGGCAUUAUAUUGAUUAAUAAACACAAUGGAAAUCGUUAGUUUAAAAUUUAUUGAGCAGUCACAUCGGCGUAAACAGAUAAACUUUAAAAUAAAAUUCUUUAGAACAACUUCCAGAUAAUGGAUAGUUGAGACAAGAAUCGAACGAAUUCGAGGAAUUUGGAAUGGAAUUUAGCUUGCUGACAGCUAAGAAUCAAGUGACAAGCAUCUAAAGUGUCGCUUUCGACGCAUCGACCUGAUCUUUAUUUCUCCACGUAGAAUACAUGGAGUUGCAUUGGCCGUCACUUUCAUAGAUGUUUUCUUUUUUAUCGGGCUCCGGUUCGUAGCGUCACGGUUUUAGAGAAGAAACACCUCCCACUAUGUGUAAUCGUUAUCAAACAGUACGCAGAGUUAACGUCGCAAACUGUAGCUUUCAUGUAAAACGAAUCGAGAGGAAGAAGGAAAGGUGUGUGAUCUUGUCAUUGAGCGACACUCGAACAUCCUGAGAAGUCAAAUUGAUCGACUUAAUUUUGUAUCAAGUUUUCAAUUUCAUUAGCCAGGUACACAGUGAAUAUUCAACAUUUCGAAGAACAAAGGACUUUCUUUCAUGAAUUUCUUCAUUAUGGGUAGAUAAUCACGAACUUUAAAGAAGAUUUCGAAAAAUAAUGUUCACAAUCAUUAUGUCAUUUUCCUGUACAUUUCAGUUUAUCGAGUUGAUCAAUGUGACUUUUGAGGGUUUCGUAUGAUGAAGAAGUAAGGCAUCUAAACGCUUCGAUCGUUCUCGAUCUGCAUACUCGUAUAUAUAUUAUUUUUUCUUCUCUCUCUCUCUCUCUCUUUCUCUCUCUCUCUCUCGCGCGCGCACGCGCGCACACACUGUUUUAUCUACAUACGUACAUGCUUGUAAGAAAUAUAACUUUUAUUUUACGAGAAAGAAACAGAAGAAAAGAUAUUUCUACUUAUAUGUACUGUGGAGUUACUACUCGUGUUUCGUUUACGUAUUCCGAGGCGAUUAAUGUUAAGGGAAAUGUGAAAUACGACGUAACGCUGUUCCGUGUCAUGCCGUGCGAGGAACAUUCGUUCGGAACGGGGUUCAAUGUUUCGUAAAUAGCGAGCGAACCUAUUAUUCGACGAAAGUAUUAAGAGAAAUAAAAGAAAAUUGCGCUAAUGUGCAGCACACGA
Bombus terrestris (buff-tailed bumblebee) is the source of this 12572-nucleotide messenger RNA. Its product is annotated as octopamine receptor beta-3R. Gene Ontology annotation, molecular function: octopamine receptor activity. The transcript is spliced from 5 exons. Gene Ontology annotation, biological process: adenylate cyclase-activating adrenergic receptor signaling pathway. NCBI's taxonomy places the organism in Eukaryota, Metazoa, Arthropoda, Insecta, Hymenoptera, Apidae. The record is from RefSeq and is a predicted model, not a curated record. Gene Ontology annotation, cellular component: membrane. The coding region runs from base 1292 to 2551 and encodes 419 amino acids.